Syngnathus acus (greater pipefish) is the source of this 2210-nucleotide messenger RNA. RefSeq names its product inactive phospholipase D5-like. Gene Ontology annotation, molecular function: catalytic activity. Bases 226 to 2022 code for a protein of 598 amino acids. The transcript has 10 exons. Lineage: Eukaryota; Metazoa; Chordata; Actinopteri; Syngnathiformes; Syngnathidae. The record is from RefSeq and is a predicted model, not a curated record.
GGAUAACUCGCUGAAACUUCAUCACACUGCUGGGAUGCUGUGCUGAGCCAGCUCAGCCUCUAGUCCAGAUCCGACUUGGGAUUGCCCCUGGCCUGAAAGGACCACUACUUGAGUUUUUUUGGUGCACCAUGUACAGAGGAAGCCAAAGGAGGUUCCACGCUGAAGGGAAACCCCUAUGCUAGGACUCCCUGGUGAGCUGUGGGGAGUUGCCCAGCAGCUGCAAGCAUGGACUUACGGGCUCCCAGAGGGCCAGCAAUUAGACAGGACCUGAAGGGGUUCGGGUUGGGGAUUCCGGCCACCGGGAUCCCGGCCAGCAGCAUAAUUUUGGCUGUGCAGCAGCAGGACUACUCAGCCAGCGUUUGGCUCCGCAGGAGGGACAAAUUGGAACAUUCUCAGCAGAAGUGCAUCAUGGUUUUUGCCCUGCUGUGCUGCUUCGCCGUGCUGGUGGCGCUCAUCUUCUCGGCCGUGGACGUUUGGGGUGAGGACGAGGACGGCGUCACGGAGGAGAACUGUAGCCGGGACUGCAGAGUUGUUCUGGUGGAAAACAUUCCCGAAGACGUCACCUUCUCCAACAGCAGCGCGUGCCACCUCUCGCUUUCUGCGGGACUUUUGGGCCUGCUGGAUCAAGCCAUUCGCGUGGUGGAGAUCGUUUCCCCGCUGUGGCUGCUCAACUCCUCCGAAUACGAGUCUAGCUUCCAGCCUGCAGCAAGACAGGGCAGAGUCCUGCUGGCCAGGCUGCAGGCGCUGAAAUCCAAGAAAGUCCAGCUCAAGGUCUCAAGCGGGAUCGUGGACUCGGCAGAGCUCAAAACGCUCGUCGGAUACGGCGCCGAGGUGCAUCAAGUGAACACGACGGCGCUGAGCAAAGGUCACCUCCACUCUUCCUUCUGGGUGGUGGACAGCAGACACUUGUACAUUGGCAGCGGCAGCAUGGACUGGAGAUCCCUGGCCACAAGGAAGGAGCUGGGCGUGUUGGUGUACAACUGCAGCUGUCUGGCUCUAGACCUCCACAGGGUGUUCAACGUCUACUGGGGGCUCCAGUACAAGGAGUUUGUCCCCUCCUUCUGGUCCAAACGCCUCUUCGCCAUCUUCAACAAGGAUUCGCCUCUGGAGCUCACCCUGAACAGCACCGAGGCCCGAGCGUACAUCUCUACCUCCCCAGAUGUUUUCAUCCCCAAAGACCGAAGCAGUGACCUGGAAGCCAUUUCCUGGGUUAUCAAGGAUGCCCGUCGCUUUGUCUACAUCUCAGUCACAGACUACUUGCCGCUGCUCAACGGCAGCGCUUACAGGUACUGGUCUCGUAUUGACGGCUUUCUCCGGGAGGCUCUGAUCCUGAGGCGGCUACGCGUGCGUCUGCUUAUAAGUUGCUGGGAAAACACUCAUCCGCUGACGUUCAACUUUGUCUGGUCCCUGAGGAGUCUGUGCAUGGAGCAAGACAACUGCUCACUCCAAGCUAAGUUCUUCAACCCCAGAGUGCAGAGGGAUGGCAGUCUUGGAGGGAUAAACCACAACAGGUUCAUGGUGACCGACAGAGCCAUUUAUUUAGGUAAUCUGGACUGGGUGGGCAACGAGUUCACCUACAACGCAGGCGUGGGCCUGGUCAUCAGUCAGCCCCGCGGUGUCGAGGAGGGCAAGAACUCUACUGUGGUGGAUCAGCUCCGAGCCGCCUUUGAGAGGGAUUGGUUUUCCAGCUACGCCCGCGCCCUUCAGGCCAAUAAGAUCCCCGUCUGCAGCAAGCGGCAGAUGGACAGAGCAGGACCGGUCAAAGAAAGUUGGGCGAAUGGCGGGCCGGUGCCCGUCAGGACGGGUCGGCGCGAUACCGUGAGAACCGAUCCCAACGAUAACGAACCUCACAGCAAAGCUAAGCGCCACGAUGCAGUCCAGAGCGAAACCGACCCCGGAGAGCAGAAAAUCGUUGGUCUUGAACAUUUACAGGCACAAAUCAGAAGGACCGUAUGGGACCACCUGAAGGAAGCUGACAAUCGGUCAGCCGAGAGCAGGGAGAUCUCAAAUGGAUCCCUGUGAAAAAGAAAUGAUGCACUGGAAUUUUUUGUAGCCUUUUUGUAGAGCACGUUCAGGCUAAGCGUAGCUCAAUUGUAGUGAAGUAUAGCUGGCAAGAUAAUUGGAUGAAAUCAGGGAGGAGCCUCAGUGCAACUUCCGGUUCAGAAUUUUCGUUCCAAUUCUGCCUUGCAACGUUUCACCGCAUCCCCCCC